AUAAUAUUACUAAAAUCUUUGUACUGUAAUAAAAUAACAAAAGAGCAUCGACUAAAAUAAAUAAUGUAUAAAAGUCUUAAAGAAAACAGUAUAUAAACAGACAUCAAAAUAUUUACAACAAUUGUUUGCAUCCAUACAAUGUGCCAUUGUUAGAACAAUCUGGCCAUUAUUGUUGAGAUGUCGUUAUAGAAGGAACAAGUGAUUUUAUUCUACAGGAACAUAUUUGUAUUUACACUUCAAUUUGUUUCGCAAUUGUGGAAAAUGAGAAAUGUUCUGGUUGUUUUAGUUCUCUCGUGUAUUGGACUUAGUUGCGGAUUUAUUGUUCCCUCUGGCAUUCGAGAGAUUGUUCAAACUUCUUUGAAAAGUAAAGGUUUAACUACAAAACUUGAGUUUAAGAGAAGAAACUUGAUUAAAAGGAAAACGCGAACAGAUCAUUUUAACUUAACAACAGACGCAACGCCCAUUACUAAUAACAAAAAUCAUUCAAGCUCCAAUAACACCUUGGAUAAAGAUUUAUAUGAAAUUAAUGUUGAAAAGGAGGGCAACAUCCAGGAAAGAUCUUUUAUUUACAUUAAGCAAAAAUUUAAGAAACCGUAUAUAAAGAACGCAUUCGAAGUUAUGAAUAAAAAUAAUAAGACUUACAAAAACAAUAAGAACAAAGUGGGAAUAUUACCACAUUCUUUUUUAAAUGAAAUAAUGAAGAAACAAUAUGCUGAUGCGAAUGAAAUUAUAAAUCAAAGCACUUUUGAAAUUCAAAAUGAUGAACAAACCGGUGAUAAAGCUAUUAGUAUAGAAACUGAUAGACUUGCAAUGAAGGAAGGCGUUAGAGAUGAUUAUAUAGAUGAAAUUAUAAGAGAACUUUUAGGAGAACAAGUUACACAGACAAAAAGAAAAUUUCUUGAACGAAAGUUAAAUAUUUGUCAAGAUUGUGGGAAAAAAAAGAAAAUGCAAAGUUUUUACGACACACCUCCCAUUGAUAACAUGUGUCUAUGUAGGCUUAAGAAAAGUGGCAAGGUAGAAAGUUAAUCCAAAGUUGAACGAAUUUAUAACAAAAGUAAUAUGUUCUUUUCUAACAAAAAAAAAUCUUAAUUACACUAAAGGAAUGAGUUUUUGAAAAUAGAGUCAUAGUUGGUCUAUAAUAACUCAUAACAAUGCAAAGAGUGUGGUUCAGAGAAGUUUUUUACAGGAAGGCGCGCUUGGGUAGAUCUCGAUUACAAGUUUUGAAUGCUAUCAGAAUUGCGAUCUAUGCGCGCGCAUCCUUGUGACUUUGCCGUUUGUUGCUUCGAGAAAUGAAAUGUAAACACUGCAGAAUGCCAACAGAUGUCCAGAUAGCCAAUACGAAUGACACAAAGAUAUAGUUUCUAGAAAAGUUUUCUUCAAAAUGAUGUUAUUUGAUGUUAUAAUAAAUUCUC
Molecule: messenger RNA, 1412 nt
Organism: Danaus plexippus (monarch butterfly)
Lineage: Eukaryota; Metazoa; Arthropoda; Insecta; Lepidoptera; Nymphalidae
Exons: 2
Coding region: 262-1026 (254 amino acids)
Source: RefSeq, a predicted model, not a curated record